Molecule: messenger RNA, 4272 nt
Organism: Drosophila willistoni
Lineage: Eukaryota; Metazoa; Arthropoda; Insecta; Diptera; Drosophilidae
Exons: 1
Coding region: 16-4227 (1403 amino acids)
Biological process (GO): apoptotic DNA fragmentation
Cellular component (GO): nucleus; mitochondrial inner membrane
Molecular function (GO): nucleic acid binding; RNA endonuclease activity; metal ion binding
Source: RefSeq, a predicted model, not a curated record
AGUUUGCCAUUCGCUAUGAAGAAACGUACAGUGUAUGCGAUUACGGUCCUGACAUUGGCCGUGCUAAGUGUCAGUGACAGUGCCAGCAGUGCUCGGUCCCGUUUACCACGUGUGUUGCCGCUGGCAGACGAAGAUGACGGUGGUGUUGCAGUUUACGGCGAUUGUGAGUUCAAAGUGAAUGGGGACCUCAGUGAUCCAGCUCCGCUAUUCUCUAGACAUGGAUCCUAUGAGAUAAUCGUGCCGGAUCCCACGGAUACGGUUCAGCUAAUCAAUGGAGAGCAAUUGGAUAUGUUUUGUCCUGGAACAGGAUUUGCGGCCCCAUUUGAAAAUCGCACUCAAGUGACGGCUCAAUGCUUGCAGCAGAAAUAUUUUCUUGUCGAUGGUUUGAUCUAUCCGUUUGGAAAUUUUAGCUGUGUCAAUUGGCCCACUUAUACGGCUCUGCGUACGGGUCGACAAUGUAACGGGGGAACGGAUCUGAUCAAGGCAGGUUUUGAACUGGAAGAUGGUGGUUUCUUGCAAGCCUACGAUGUCUGCCACGACGAGGAGGCUGAGGCCACACGCUAUGUCCAUCAUGUUUUAUACCCCUCGAGCUAUGAUUAUCAGCAUGGUGUGGCACGUCCGAGUUUUAUUGAAUUGGACUUUUAUGGCGGACGAGAUGUGAAUACCAAAUACACGCAGGUGCAGCAGAAUAUCACCAUUAGUGAAAUUCUAGGCCUUGACGCAUCGCCAUAUUUCAACUAUACUGAUGAUCGGAUUUUGGCUCGUGGUCACAUGAUUGCAAAAACAGAUCAGAUCUUUGGAGCUGCUCAGAUGGCAACGUUUUUGUUUAUUAAUGUGGCACCGCAGUGGCAGACUUUCAAUGGCGGCAACUGGGAGAAGGUCGAGACAAGUGUUAGGAAAUAUGUGGCGGAUAGAAAUCUGACAACCGAUUGCUAUACAGGCACGUGGGGUGUCUCCACUCUGCCCGAUGUCGAUGGCGUUGAGAGAGAGCUAUACUUGGACUUUGAUGAGAAUCAUAAUGGCUUGAUUCCUGUUCCCAAGUUAUAUUUCCGUGUUGUUAUCGAUCGCGAGACCCGAGAGGGCAUUGUUUUGAUUGGUGUGAACAAUCCCUAUGCCAGUCUGGAGCAAAUCCAAAGCGAUUACAUAUUAUGUGAGGAUAUUGGUCAUAGAUUAAGCUGGUUAACCUGGUACAAGGAGGAUUUGCAUGAGGGUUAUUCGUAUGCCUGUACUGUAGAAGAUUUUACGGCUGUUGUAAAGGAUUUGCCGCUUGAAGAUUUGUAUACGAAUGGUGUGUUGGGUCUGGAUGAUGAGCCAACCACCACCAAUGCACCCACUAGCACUACUGAUGAACCUGCUAUUACUACGAAUAUUCCGACCUCUACUCUCCCUGCUUCUACUACAGCAUCUUCAACUACUACAACGGUGGAAUCUUCUACAACAAGUGUUCCUGCAUCUAGCACUGCGGAGCCUUCUUCUACUACAGUGGAACCUUCUACAACAAGUGCCCCUGCAUCUAGCACUGCGGAGCCUUCUUCUACUACAGUGGAACCUUCUACAACAAGUGCUCCUGCAUCUAGCACUGCGGAGCCUUCUUCUACUACAGUGGAACCUUCUACAACAAGUGCUCCUGCAUCUUCGACUACAGGGGAACCUUCUACAACUAGCAGUAUUCCCCCAUCUACUACAGGAUCUCCUCCUACUUCUACUACUACCUCAGAACCUUCGACAACAGGCUCCACAACAGUGGAAUCAUCUAGUACGGCUCAAAGUUCAACAACGACCAGUAUUCCAGCUUCUACAAGCGAAGGACCUUCAUCAACAACCAGUAUUCCUGCGUCGACGACAGCGUCACCUGCUACAACUACAAAUAAUCCUACCUCAACAAGUGUAGCACCACCCACCACUUCAGAGCCCAUUGCCAAUCAGUGUCGUUUCAGCAUUAAUGGUGAUCUUAAAAAUCCUAUACCACUUAUCACACCUGAGGGAGCGCUCAGUUGGUUGGAGCCUGCUCAAAGCGGCAUUUACACCUUGGACGAAGGCUCGGCCAUUGAUCUACAUUGCACUGGAGCUUUACUUGCCCCCUACAAUCGCUAUACAGCUCUGACAGCCCGCUGUUUGGGCAGUCAAACAUUCAAUGCUGAGGGCAGUGUGGUCAACAUUGGACAAUUUAUUUGUCAGAGUUGGCCCACCUAUGAAGCGGAACGUUCUGGGACGGCUUGUGAAGGCGGCACUGAACUCCUACAUAUUGGCUUCAAUGUGGCUGCUGGAUUCCUUAGCCAUCUGGAGAUCUGUUACGAUGAGGAGAAGCAAAUUUCACGCUAUGUCCGCUAUGAAUUGACACCCGCCAAUGUGGGCUAUCAGCGUGGAGUGGCCGAACCAGGUUAUUUACGUGGCGACUUCUAUUCCGGUGAAGACGUGAAUAUACUCUACGGUCAAACACAUCAACUGGAGGUUUUAACGGAAACAUUGGGCGCCAGUGCUAACCAAUACAUUGAUACUAGUAAAGAUAUGUAUUUGACUCGCGGUCAGUUAGCCGCACGCCAGGACUUUGUUCAUGGAUCACAACAGCGUGCCACUCACUUCUAUGUGAAUGCAGUUCCCCAGUGGCGAAGUAUUACCAUAGGCAAUUGGCUGGCCGUAGAGAGGAGUCUCCGUCAAUUUGUUGCCGAUAAAGCACUGAAUGUAAGUGUCUAUGCAGGAGCUUGGGGUGUUUCCACCCUACCGAAUGCAGCUGGUGAACAAGUGGAACUAUAUUUAAAUCAUAAUACUGAUCAAUUACCAGUGCCACGUUUAACUUAUCGCCUGGUCAUCGAUCAGGUGAGCCGUCAGGGUGUUGUUUUGGUUGUGGCAAAUAAUCCACAUGUCACGCUAUCCGAAACCUUGGAGAACUAUGUUAUCUGCGAAGAUAUAGGUGCCCAGUUGGACUGGUUGGACUGGGAUAAAACAAAUCUUAAUGAAGGCUAUGGCUAUGCUUGCAGCGUGGAAGAUUUUACCGCUGUGGUGAAGGACUUACCCCUUAGCGAAUUGACAACAUCUGGUAUUUUGGGUCUAAGCGAUCAAUCAUUGGAUAAUGAAGUCUGCGGUUUUCUUGUGAAUGGCGACCUCAUCGAUCCAGCUCCACUCUUUGUGGUGCGUAAUGAAACUGGAAUUGCCAAGUACCUGGAGCCUAAUGCAAAUGGUUUAGUGGAAUUGAAACAUGGUGAGGCCAUGGAAUUACAUUGUCUUGGUGCGUUCAUUCAGCCAUUUGCCACAUAUCGACAAGUGACUGUCAGCUGCUGGCAGAAACAGAUCUUCCUCGCCUUCGGUAGUCUUUAUAAUUUCCAGAAGUUUGUGUGCUCAUCAUGGCCCAGUUAUUCUGCUCGCCGCACAGGUCGCCAAUGCAACGGAGGCACAGACUUGCUCGAAGUUGGUUUUGAGCUUGCGACUAAUGAUUUCCUGCAGACCUUUGAUGCAUGCCAUGAUGAGAUAGCCGAAGCGACACGUUAUGUUCAUCAUGUGCUCUAUCCCGGAAGCUCACAAUAUCAACGUUCGGUGACCAGGCCGACAUUCAUUACUGGCGAUUUCUAUGGUGGCAAAGAUGUCAAUACCAUGUACACUCAGGUCCAACAGAAUAUUACAAUCAGUGCGAUAUUGGGCAUGGAUGCUUCACCCUAUUUCAAUAUCAGCAGCAAUGUCUAUUUGGCACGUGGUCAUCUAUCGGCCAAAACAGACUUUGUUUUCGGAGCACCGCAAAAGGCCACCUUCUAUUUUGUGAAUGCGGCCCCGCAAUGGCAGACGUUCAACGGUGGCAACUGGGAGCGGGUUGAGGAUAGUGUUCGGAAUUUUGUUUCCGAUCAAAAUAUUAUCGUUGAUUGCUAUACAGGCACUUGGGGUGUGACCACUCUGCCCGAUUCGGAGGGUAUUCAGCGUGAGCUUUACUUGAAUUUCGAUGAAAAUAAUAAUGGUCUAAUACCAGUGCCAAUGCUUUAUUUCCGUGUCAUCAUCGAUCGUGAAAGUCGCAAUGGUAUUGUCCUGAUUGGUGUUAAUAAUCCACAUAAGACUUUAGAGGAAAUACAAAAGGAUUACAUUAUCUGUAACGAUAUUGGGGAACAGCUAACUUGGGUUAGUUGGACCAAAGAGGAUUUGGUCAAGGGCUAUUCAUAUGCCUGUACGGUGGAUGAUUUUGUCGCAGUGGUCAAGGAUUUGCCACUUGAAGAUUUAACAGUUAAUGGCGUGCUAGGCAUUUAGGGCUUUUAGUUAUUUAAGUAACCAAAAAAAAAAAAAAAACAAACG